Knipowitschia caucasica is the source of this 879-nucleotide messenger RNA. The record is from the annotation of a GenBank genome assembly. Lineage: Eukaryota; Metazoa; Chordata; Actinopteri; Gobiiformes; Gobiidae.
AUGACGGAGGCGAGUGGGCCGCAGCCGUUGCAUCAACUCUUCGUCAUGUAUUCCUUUGAUCCUGCGGAGCCCGAGGAGGAUGGGAGCGAGCCUGAGGAGGAUGGGAGCGAGCCCGAGGAGGAUGGGAGCGAGCCCGAGGAGGAUGGGAGCGAGCCCGAGGAGGAUGGGAGCGAGCCCGAGGAGGAUGGGAGCGAGCCCGAGGAGGAUGGGAGCGAGCCCGAGGAGGAUGGGAGCGAGCCUGAGGAGGAUGGGAGCGAGCACUUGGAGGAUGGGAGCGAGCCUGAGGAGGAUGGGAGCGAGCCCGAGGAGGAUGGGAGCGAGCCCGAGGAGGAUGGGAGCGAGCCUGAGGAGGAUGGGAGCGAGCACUUGGAGGAUGGGAGCGAGCCUGAGGAGGAUGAGAGCGAGCCCGAGGAGGAUGGGAGCGAGCCCGAGGAGGAUGGGAGCGAGCCCGAGGAGGAUGGGAGCGAGCCCAAGGAGGAUGGGAGCGAGCCCGAGGAGGAUGGGAGCGAGCCCGAGGAGGAUGGGAGCGAGCCUGAGGAGGAUGGGAGCGAGCCCGAGGAGGAUGGGAGCGAGCCCGAGGAGGAUGGGAGCGAGCCUGAGGAGGAUGGGAGCGAGCACUUGGAGGAUGGGAGCGAGCCUGAGGAGGAUGGGAGCGAGCCCGAGGAGGAUGGGAGCGAGCCCGAGGAGGAUGGGAGCGAGCCCGAGGAGGAUGGGAGCGAGCCCGAGGAGGAUGGGAGCGAGCCCAAGGAGGAUGGGAGCGAGCCCGAGGAGGAUGGGAGCGAGCCCGAGGAGGAUGGGAGCGAGCCUGAGGAGGAUGGGAGCGAGCCUGAGGAGGAUGGGAGCGAGCCUGAGGAGGAUGGGAGCGAGCCUGAGGGAUGA